AUGAAGUCACAAAUCCAAUUUGCUGUCACACUGGUAUUUGUGGCAACACUCACUGGUAUUACUGCCAAGACUGUUGUGUUUUACCCCCUCCCACUGACCAGUUACAUCGUGUACCAUUCCAGUUUGGCUGGAGCUUUAGCUAGUUUAGGUCACGACGUCUGGAUCUGUGUGCCAGCCUCUCUAACGGCUAAACAUCUGAUACAGGAUAAGUCUAUUAAUACCCUCGUGUACGGGGAAUAUCUUGGUGACAUUGUGAAGCAGUUAUACGAACAGACCAGGAUUGCAGAAACAUUCUGGAUGAACGAAACAUUUUCCACUAUAAAACUCAUUGUUGAUUUCAGUAAAACAUUCGUUAAAGUGGCCGAAGUUGUUCUUGCUGACCAGAUAUUCGUAAGGAAAGUGAGAAAUCUGAAGCCCGAUUUAAUUGUUUUGGAAUCAACAAUAUUGGCACCAAACAUGGUUGUACUUCCUUAUAUGCUAGACAUUCCAUUUGCACUGGUCGGAACUGCUCAUGACCCAGUGCAAUCAAAGAUCCCAUUUAGUCCUGCAACUACUCCUUACUGCCUCUUCGACAUAAGUGAAAAGAUGACAUUCUUUCAGAGACUUCAGAUGACAUUGUUUUACUUUGUGCACAUGAACUUUGAGUUGUUCUACGACAGCAGUCUGGUUGCCAAGUUUGCUCCACACAAGCCAUACAAGACCAUCAGUCAACUGGUGACAGAGGCUGAAAUUUUCAUUGCUGAAGUUGACCACAUACUGGACUAUCCACGGACAGUACUACCAAACACAAAACUAAUUGGGGGAUCUUCUACAUCUCCUGCGAAACCGUUAUCUGGGGAAUUUAAAAAAUUCGUGGAUGAAUCUAAAAACGGCGUCGUCGUUAUGUCUUUUGGCAGUUCUGUUACUAAUGUGCCUUCUUACAUCGUAUCUAAAAUCGCUUCUGCUUUCAGGCAGCUAAAUCAGAGUGUCAUCUGGAGGAUCAAUAUUGUCUCCCCUGAUCCCAAACAAAUCCUGACGUCGACGUGGGUACCACAAAAUGAUCUUCUGGGACACGAGAAAACCAAACUGUUUGUUUCCCACUGUGGAAAGAAUGGACAAUACGAAGCUCUCUACCACGGAGUACCUAUGCUGUGUCUGCCCAUAUAUGCCGAUCAACCUUACAACUCAGAAAGAGUUGUCGUCAAACAUUUUGGUCUUCGUGCCGACAUGCGACAGGCUAGCGCAGACGAGUUGGCGGCCAUCAUGAAGGAAAUCAUUUACAAUAAAACAUACACCGAAAACAUACAGAAAGCUUCCCGCCUUUACCGAGAGCUGUAUAAACUGCCAAAACAGGAAGCUGCUUACUGGCUGGAUCACGUGAUGAAGUAUGGCGGCGAAUAUAUGAGAUCACCGGGGCAGAAGAUGCCUUGGUAUCAAAUUAUGGUGUUAGAUGUAGUUGUCUUCAUCAUCGCCGUUAUUGCAGUCCUCAUCUUCUUGAUGAUGUAUUUCAUCGUUAAGUUGUGGCGUUGUGUAUUUACAGAUGGUCAACGAUUUGUCAAACGGAAGCGAGAAUAA
Messenger RNA from Candidula unifasciata, 1554 nucleotides. The record is from the annotation of a GenBank genome assembly. Lineage: Eukaryota; Metazoa; Mollusca; Gastropoda; Stylommatophora; Geomitridae.